GCUUUGCCCGAAAUUCUACUCUAACACAGCCGUUUAUUUGGAAACAAAUUAAAACUGGACGGAAGGCAAUUUUGCGUGGCUCCUUGCAGAAUUUCGAAUAGGGGAUUACUCGCUCCAUCAAUCGGACAAGAUCUGUUCUUCAGCUCUUUGGAAUUUUGGUUGAAGAUGAAGAAGAGUUACUUUCUCGUAGCGUUUUUGUCGUUAUUUGAAUUUCUAGAUGUUUAUAUUUUGGCUUCCCCCUCAACUGCCCCCGCCUUUCUCUGGUUUCCUCAUCACAAUCAGUUGCAAUCUGGUAAUGUUUUGAAUUAUCAAACAAUAUCUCCAAAGGAUCUGGCAAAGUCUGUUUUUUCUCAAGGGGGCUGGUCUGAUUUACUGUGCUCAGGGCAGCAGUCUCCCCAAUCUGUUGAUGUGGCCCUUGUUUUUGUUGGCAGAAAAUUAGAAUCUUCUCAUGUUGCUGGGAACAAACCUGCUGACUCAGCUCUGGUAGACUUGCUCAAGGUCUCUUUUACAAGGUCCAAUUUUUCCAUGGCAUUCCCAUAUGUUGCUGCACCAGGGGAGGAAACAAUGGAGAGUGUUUUGGCUUCAGAGUUUAUGGAAGCUUGUGGGGAUAAUCUGAGAAUUAACAAUGUUGCAUUUUCGGAGUCCUGCUCUGUAGAGGGUGGAAAUUUUCAGAAGCUUGCAGACUUGCACUCAGUUCAGGAUUAUCUGCUUUCAAGAAUGGAGAAGAAAACAGAGGGCAAGGCUGAUUUGGUUGUCUUCUGCUAUGAUGGCACCGAGUCUAUGAAUCAACUUGACCAACCACGUCCUGAAAGUGAGGUUAUCUCGGGGCUUAUUAAUUCUGUGGAGCAGUUGGGGGCAGAAUACACAGUUCUUUAUGUAUCUGAUCCUGUUAGGUCUAUUCAAAAUCCUACUUAUCGGGAGUUAGAAAGGUUUCUUGCUGAUGGUGCUGGAGGAAAUGGAUCAGCAAAUUCCACUGGGUGUGAUCAAGUUUGCAAGUUUAAAUCAUCACUUCUGGAGGGAAUUCUAGUAGCGAUUGUUCUGCUUUUAAUUUUAAUAUCAGGCCUUUGCUGUAUGAUGGGCAUUGACACUCCAACAAGAUUUGAGGCACCCCAUGAAUCUUAAUUGAUUGUUUGUACAAGAUAAUAGCUUAAUGUUAUGGGUUGCUAGGACUGGGAAAAUGUAUUGGUCAUUUGUUACAUUCAAUGGCCGUAUUGGUAUUAUAAUUGAUUUCACUCCAAUGACCUACUGGUUUCUGGCUGCGUGUAAGUCAUAUUUUUUUCUUUUUUGUGGAAAUAAAUUAUUCAAUGCCA
This is a messenger RNA of Mangifera indica (mango), 1310 nucleotides long. RefSeq lists its product as uncharacterized. The transcript is spliced from 9 exons. Bases 166 to 1122 code for a protein of 318 amino acids. Lineage: Eukaryota; Viridiplantae; Streptophyta; Magnoliopsida; Sapindales; Anacardiaceae. The record is from RefSeq and is a predicted model, not a curated record.